Molecule: messenger RNA, 819 nt
Organism: Aspergillus ruber CBS 135680
Lineage: Eukaryota; Fungi; Ascomycota; Eurotiomycetes; Eurotiales; Aspergillaceae
Exons: 3
Coding region: 1-819 (272 amino acids)
Source: RefSeq, a predicted model, not a curated record
AUGCGACCAACUCUCCUGUUAUUCCAUCCGCAGUUGCGCACUUCGUUACCCCAGACCGUGCGGAGGGAUCUCAGCAGCCGAUUGUUUGCCCGCUUAAAGACGACGACAAAUUCCCCAACUCUAAAGACCCCUCGAACCCCAAAAGAAGAAGCUCCUCUGUUGAAGACAAAAGAUGGCUCCCCAGCUGGCCUGCGUACUCCGGGUACAUCUCCGGCCGCGCAUGCAAAAUCCGCUAUCCGACGAGGACCACCGGAGCGCAUUCUGAUCUAUCAUGGAGGAACGGGUCGGACACUUUUCCUGGGAAUGCUACGAUUGACCACCAUAUUCCUCUUCGGCGCAUCAUGUCUCCUCGUUGCGCCGGCCUUUGCCGCUGAUGAAUACCCGUGGUACCUAGCUCCUGCUGUGGUCGCCGGAGGCACGAUUCCCAUGCUCUUCGUCGCCUACACCUCCGCCCCAUUCGUCAACUUCGUCCACCUAGCCCUCCCUGUCUUCGCCCGUCGCUCUCGCGAACAAGCAAUCCAAUACGCAAGAACCCUCCCCCCUACCGCUACCCUCUACAUCAACACCAUGAAGUUCACCACCAUCCCCCGUCAGACAGAAGUGCGAGUGGGCGAUCUCGUUGCGGACAAGGCGUUGCUACGGCCCGUGAGCUUUCGAAACCGGAAUCCUGCUCCGCUGCCUUGGUGGAAAGGAAGCACGUUAAAACAGUUCUGGACGAUGGAGAAGAGCCAAUCAGGGAAACAGUCUACAACAUUUUAUCCUGAGCUGUGGGGGCAUGUAUACAGGCAGAUACAGAGCAAUGUGUCAAAGAAACGUUGA